Fibroporia radiculosa is the source of this 828-nucleotide messenger RNA. RefSeq lists its product as uncharacterized. Bases 1 to 828 code for a protein of 275 amino acids. The transcript is spliced from 5 exons. The record is from RefSeq and is a predicted model, not a curated record. Gene Ontology annotation, molecular function: oxidoreductase activity, acting on the CH-OH group of donors, NAD or NADP as acceptor. Lineage: Eukaryota; Fungi; Basidiomycota; Agaricomycetes; Polyporales; Fibroporiaceae.
AUGCCUUCUUACGCUGUUGUGGGCGGUUCGCGUGGCAUCGGGUUGGAGCUCGUAAGACAACUAGCAGCGAAUCCGGAUAAUGUUGUCUUCGUGACCGCACGGAACAAGGCGAAGUCGACAUACCUCUCUGCGCUCAUCGCUGAGUCCUCCAAUCGGAAUGUGCAUGUUGUUGAGGCGGACGUGGUCGAUGCCCGCGCAAUGAAGACUGCCGCUGCAGAGAUCGCGAAGAUGUCCGGGGGUGCUCUAGACGUUCUCAUCCAUAACGCUGCGCGCAUGGAGUACGCCAAUCUAUUCAAAGCAUUCGACGAUUAUGAAACCGACGAUCAACUUGACGCGGAAUUCAUUGAAUCUUUUAAAGUUAAUGCACUUGGCGUUGUGCAUUCCGUCAAUGCCUUUCUCCCCCUGCUCCGUGAGAACACAACAAAGAAGAUCGUCAUUAUCGGCAGCGGCGCCGGAGAGCGUAGUCUUAUGUGGAACGUACGUAUGCACACGAUGGUUGCAUACGGGACAAGCAAGGCGGCGACAAACAUGGUCGCUACCAAGUACGCGGCGCAGCUAGAGUCUGAAGGGUUUACUGUUGUUUCGCUCAGCCCGGGAAUAGUCGAUGUCUCCGGGACUGCAGUGAGUGAAUUUGACGAUGCGAGCAAGGCUGAGUUGGCGCGCCAGCUAGAGAGCUUCCGCAAGGCCAUGCCCGACGUAGAUCUAACCCCGAUCACGCCUGAGGAAUCGGUCAAGACCUUGCUGAAGAUCAUUGGGUCGCUGAGUGUUGCCGACACUGGAUCUUUUAUAUCGUCCUUUGAUCCUCGCUUCGCGCAAACAUCUACAUGA